Camellia sinensis is the source of this 1575-nucleotide messenger RNA. Its product is annotated as transcription factor DICHOTOMA. Gene Ontology annotation, molecular function: DNA-binding transcription factor activity; sequence-specific DNA binding. Gene Ontology annotation, biological process: regulation of secondary shoot formation. The record is from RefSeq and is a predicted model, not a curated record. Lineage: Eukaryota; Viridiplantae; Streptophyta; Magnoliopsida; Ericales; Theaceae. Gene Ontology annotation, cellular component: nucleus.
GGCUGUCUCUCUCAAGCUUUACCAAGAUAAGGAAAGAACAUGAUUUGCAUCCACCCACCAGUUAUUGCCUUCUGAUUAAUCAAGCACAUAUGUCUUUCUCAAUCUUUUAUUUUAAACCUUGCUAUCAAAUAGUUUAAGUAAAAUGAUUGAAACCACUAAAUUGUGAGUUCGAAAAGAGUUCUAAACUGUAGAUCUUAUUAUCUAACGUCACUAUCUAAUGUGAUAUUUUGGUCAGAACUCUAAUAAUAGAGCUCUGAAUCACUUCUCAUAGUUUAAUCUAAAAACUGUAAAGGUCUUUCAACACAGCAUAUUAAGUUCCCAGUAAUUUCCUUUUGGAAUCUAGGGUUUGUCUAUGUCAAUUAACUUGCUAAACCACAAAUGUUCUCUUCAAACAACAGUUGUACCAAUCCUUUUCCUCCAUCUUUCCACCACCACCUCUCUCCUCCACACUUUGUCGGCCACGAUGGACCUGACAUUUUCCUCUUACACCACCACCACCACCACCCCGAUCCGCUCUUGGGUGACUGGCUUUGGGACAAUUUUCCAGUCAUUGAUACAAUCUCCAGUUCCACCAUAGCAGCUUCAAAACAAGAAACCACUGUACACCAUUGUAGUUCUUUUCCUCCUCAGAAUGUGCUUCCUAGGAAGAGAGCUGGGAAGAAAGACCGGCACAGCAAGAUUCGUACCGCUCGAGGCCUGAGGGAUCGGAGAGUGAGGCUUUCCAUUGAUAUUGCUAGUAAGUUCUUUGGUCUUCAAGACAUGCUAGGGUUUGACAAACCAAGCAAAGCCCUAGAUUGGUUGCUUACAAAGUCUAAAACAGCAAUUAAUGAGGUAAAGCUAAUGCAGAAGAAACACAGUCUGUUAAUGCCUUCUCCUACUUCUGAAUGUGAACAAGUAUCAGGAGGAACCAAUGAAAAUUCUGAUGACAAUGGAGGCAUAAAGGAUACAGUUUCUAAGAUAAAGCCAUUGAUGAAUGUUGAAAAGGACAAAAAGGUCCAACAACAGCAACACAGAGCGGCAUUUCAUCUCCUUUCGAGGGAGUCUAGGGCAAUGGCUAGAGCGAGAGCAAGGGAAAGAACAAGAGAAAAGAUGUGCACAAGAAGGCUUAAUGAUCCGAAAGAAGUUGUCAACGAUUCAAGCCCUCCGAUCUUGAACCGAUCUACUUGCUUGAGUCAAAUUGAAGCUUAUAAGGGAAUGGAUUCCAACAAUCAUAUGGUGUUGCGAAGCGGCUUAACUGAGGAUUCUGUUGUGAAGCCAUCUUCAGUUUUCAAUGGACAAAAAGAUGUAUCAUAUUCAUAGUCCACUGGGAAUGUAAAAGACCUUGUGUGUGAGUCAGGAGUCAUUUUGCAGAUUCUUCAGAUAUGAAGAUUCAAGUUUUUACUGCCUGUGUAAGUAAAUAUUGUUUCAUAUAUGCUGCUAUCUUCUACCAAAUAAACAGGAUUCAUCUUGUGUAUAUAGUUUCAUCAUGUUUUUUUAAUACCAAGAACUCGCAGUAGUAUCUUGCUUUGUCCAUGUAUAUAUAACUAGAUCAGUUUGCAUUUUAGUUAAAAGAAUAUAUAUUAUCCUUUGUUUUUG